Messenger RNA from Schistocerca americana (American grasshopper), 714 nucleotides. Its product is annotated as carboxypeptidase A1-like. The transcript has 4 exons. Gene Ontology annotation, molecular function: metallocarboxypeptidase activity; zinc ion binding. NCBI's taxonomy places the organism in Eukaryota, Metazoa, Arthropoda, Insecta, Orthoptera, Acrididae. Gene Ontology annotation, biological process: proteolysis. Bases 1 to 714 code for a protein of 237 amino acids. The record is from RefSeq and is a predicted model, not a curated record.
AUGCGCUCCUCAGGACUGGGCCUGCUGCUGUUGGCAACACUGUUGGUGUCUGCGCUGGCAGCUGUCUCCUACAGGGGACACAAAGUCUACCGUCUGGUGCCGACGGAGGAGCAGCUGCAGACGCUGUCUCAGCUGCGGGAGCACCCGGCGCUCGACUUCUGGUCGCGAGCUCACCGUGCCGGCCACCCCGUGGACGUGAGGGUGCCGCCCCACGUGCACGACCACUUCCGAGCAUUCCUCGAUCGCCAAGGAGUGCUGCACAACGUCCUCAUCGAUGACCUCGAACAGAUCUUCGAAAAGGAGCGAAAUGUGACGCUAGUGAGAUCCAUCCCCAGAAGCCCCGAGGACCGCAUGUCAUUCGCCGAGUACCAACGCUACGAUGAUGUUCGGCAGUACCUGUCGCAGCUGGCAUCAAGCUGUCCCAGUACGGUGACUGUGCAGACCAUCGGACAGACGUACGAGGGUCGCCCUCUGGAUAUCAUCCAGAUAUCCUCUGGAGGCGGCGGCUCCAGGCCGGUCAUCCUGAUCGACGCCGGCAUCCACGCCAGGGAGUGGAUCGCGCCAGCUGCCGCCCUCUACGUCAUCAACCAGCUGGUCGAGAACGCAGCCGAGAGCGCGCUCACAGACAGCGUCGACUGGCACAUCAUCCCCGUGCUCAACCCCGAUGGCUACACUUUCACAAACGUAAUGACUGCUUGGCUAUCUUUGUCGUAG